GCUAUAUUUGGACGCCACUUGUCCAUGGUGUCGGCCAAGGUUGGCGCCUUUUCAGCACCCGAGGCACCGACUCCGUAUGUCGUGCGCCGCGACAGACCCAGCCACGUUGUGCGCUUCAUUCUUAUUCUCAACCUCCUCUCCAUGUCUCUCAAGGCGUACAUCUCGGAGGCUUUUCCGUGGUCCCCGCCGUCCUCCCCCGCGGCCGUCUUUGCCAACUACUCGGAUUUUAACACGUCAACGCUCACCGAGAGCCAAAGUCGGUACAACCGAAGGACGCUGCCGGCCCACAACACGUACACCUUUGAUGUCACUCAAAACAGCCACGUGUUCCGCCACGUCAUCUCUCGAACCCGCCUGGUCCCAGAGCCCGACUGCAUGGGCGAGGUCAUGACGGGCAUUCCAGGGGUGAUGUUUUUCAGUCCACCGGUCCGCUCCAUCGUCUGCAACUGCGCGGCUUCGACCAACAUGACGCCAUGGCAUCUUCAUGGCGCGUGCUUUUAUGACAAGCUGGUCUCGCAGCUCAACGGUCACGCGUGCGUCUGGGUGACGAUCGGCGAUGACGUUGGCGGCACCGAUGCCAACGAGACGAUCACAAUCACCCACGUGUACGCGCCGACGGUGCUCUUGCCAACGUUCGUGUGGCUCAAGCUCCUGUACCGUCUCAGUAUCACGGGCGUUGUCAUGUACCUUCUCCAUACAAAGUACAAUAUACACGUGCGGGAGCUGGAGCUCGCGCUGCGCCGGUAUGGACACCGACGCGACCUUACGGGGCGCUGGUCGUAUACGAUUGUGAUUGGCGAUCCGACCGUGCUGGUCCUCGCGCACCCGCUGGUCACGCUUGGAUUUGUCUUGGACGUCUGGCUGAGCACGGACAACGUCGGGAUCGCAACGCUGCGUGCGUCGCAGCUGAACGACCCGCUGCUUAUGUUUCAGACCACGCUCUACUUGUCUCGACUGGUCUGGUUUGCCUACGCCGCGCUGAGCCUCCUCAACGUGCAGCUCAAGCGCUGCCAUCUCGAGCACUGCUUCAAGGCCGUGGACCCCACCAUGGUGGCGAUUGCCGUCACGAUCUACAGCUUUGCAUUGUCGUGGGCAGGCCAGAACGUGCCGUUGCUGAUUGAGCUCUUCCAGUGGCUCUACCGCCUCCCGGUAUCCGCAUCCCGGCAAAGCGAAGAGUUGGAACUCAUCCUCGGAUGCAGCGUCUUUACGCUCAUGGUCACGAUCGGUCCGGUCACGUACGGCGUCUUUGCCAUGUGCUUGGAAAGUGUGCUCCCCCCACGCCCUGGAAAUCCAUACCACGCUCCGAGCUAUACCAAUAUGAAGAACCGGGUGCUGUACACGCUACUCCACCACUGCGGCUGCUCGAGACAAAACGAGCAAGCGCGACUCUCCCUUGGUGGCGCCGUGCACGAGGUUUUGACCCAGCACCCUCGUGACAAGCGCUGCGUCACCAUGAGCUGGCGCGCGACCGACUGCUUCGUCUUGUGCUACAACGAGAAUAGGGUCCUCGAUACGACGUUGCGUCUGAGUUUGGUCGCGAGUGUCGAUCGCACUCGUCGCGCCGCACGUGACGUCGCCCCCGAUAUGACCUCGGAGCCCUCCGUCUAUGUCGUGAAUCAGCUGGCGCGACACCCGGGCCCCUGGGGCAACGACUCGAGUCCGUACUAUUUUAUGCACCCGGCCACGGGGCCGUCCGCGUGGUGCCUCUAG
Messenger RNA from Saprolegnia parasitica CBS 223.65, 1710 nucleotides. RefSeq lists its product as hypothetical. NCBI's taxonomy places the organism in Eukaryota, Oomycota, Saprolegniomycetes, Saprolegniales, Saprolegniaceae. The coding region runs from base 25 to 1710 and encodes 561 amino acids. The transcript is spliced from 4 exons. The record is from RefSeq and is a predicted model, not a curated record.